Molecule: messenger RNA, 1602 nt
Organism: Peronospora matthiolae
Lineage: Eukaryota; Oomycota; Peronosporomycetes; Peronosporales; Peronosporaceae
Source: the annotation of a GenBank genome assembly
AUGGCCACGUCGCUUGAUUAUGACCCCGUGACGUCAGCCAACACGACGGACGAGAUCAGCAGCAAAUUUCCAGGUCGGGGAGCUGAAGUGAGCGACGACGACUGCUCCAUCUCUGUCGAGGUGGACCCGACGCUACCCGACAUCUCUACCAUCCUCAAAGUUCCCGUGAUGUACACGGACCUGCUGGCCAACAUGACGACGGCUCCAACGGAGUGUGUAUCUUCAAAGAUCGGCACAGCCGUCCUGUCUGAAGCCAUUCCGGCUAUCGAAGCUGACCAAGAUGCGUACACUACCACCAUCUCGGAGUCCGAUGUACCACCGUCCAAGACGGGUAUCACAACCGCAGCUUCAGCCACCCCAAUGCCAAUCACCGAUAUUGAAACUUUUUCGGAAGACGAGCUGAACUGUGCCACCGGCUGGACUAACUCGAGCCGCAAAGUACAGGAUAAAAGCGAGACCAAGCGACGCCUGGAAGCUACCACGAACCAGGACAUUGCGAGACUUGAGGCCUAUUUUGGCACAUCGAUGGAAAUGAAGCUGGCCAAUCUGCCGACUGUAGGUGUCUUUACACCGUCUCCGUGGCCUGGUCCGUACUGGCCUAUGUUCCAAGAUAGCAUCAAUGUCGUUUGGAGCCCUGGCCAGCCAAGCGCUGCUGAGAAAUACGCGCAAGCGUUUGGACUGAACGUCCGUGACUUUAUGGACAAAGUCUCGGCCGACAACGGCGUCGACUCUAUGCACCAGCGCCCCAAGUGUUCGUCGGACGACGACUGUUCGUCUCGUUCCGAUGGAAGUGUGUGCGGAAAACGUGCGGGAAAGAGCUCCGGGUACUGCAUCCCGACUUGGUUCGGGAUCUGCCACGCCUGGGCACCAGCUGCUACAAUUGAGGAGGAACCGCGGUGUGCUGUGACACACAAUGGCGUGACCUUCCAGCCGCUGGACAUCAAAGCUUUGAUCACGAACGUCUACGAUGGUGCGUCGGUGCCCGUGGUCUUUACUGGUGCGAGGUACAAUGGCGGUCACGACUCCGAGGACGAGUACGGUCGGCACUCGAAUGACGCCUACCGUGACCUCAAUCCUGCCUUCUUCCACAUUGCUGCUGCCAAUAUCUUGGGUAAACUUAACCGCACGUUCGUCGCUGAUGUCACGGCUGGGACAGAGGUGUGGAACCAGCCCGUGCGUGGGUUCAAAGUGUACGAGCAGACCAAGAUGUCGGUGAGAGAGGCCGCCCGGAUGUUUUACGGCCUCGAGAAGUACCCGUGGAACGCUGCGGCCAAGAGCAUCGUGUACAUUAAGAUGCGUCUUUCCUGGAUCUUCGAGACGUACGACGAUGGCGGUCUAGUGUCCUCUGGUCAGGUCAACAAGUACACUACGGGUGCGUACUACACGUAUCUGCUUGAGCUGAACAACAUCGGGAAGAUCAUUGGUGGCGAGUGGGUCUACGAAUCCGACAGCACCCACCCGGACUUCCUUUGGCUCCCGAAGUCGAAGCCAGCGCUUGACACUGUGACCAGCGUGGGGCUGAAAUACGCUGACGUGAGCAUGCUUCGUGAGAAAUCGGUGGCUUGCUCUGGUUCUGUUUCGGGUUCUGGGUCUGGUGAAUAG